This is a messenger RNA of Sinocyclocheilus rhinocerous, 1176 nucleotides long. Its product is annotated as GRAM domain-containing protein 2-like. Lineage: Eukaryota; Metazoa; Chordata; Actinopteri; Cypriniformes; Cyprinidae. The transcript is spliced from 11 exons. Gene Ontology annotation, molecular function: phosphatidylinositol-4,5-bisphosphate binding. Gene Ontology annotation, biological process: regulation of store-operated calcium entry. Gene Ontology annotation, cellular component: organelle membrane contact site; endoplasmic reticulum membrane. The record is from RefSeq and is a predicted model, not a curated record. The annotation marks the transcript as partial.
CCUCUGCCUCCGCACGGCUGAGCAACAAGUCGCAGCCGGUCUGCAGAAUUUCCCGUUGCACACACAGUACUGAUCUGCGCUCGUGCCCUUAAAGAGCGACGUACCCUCGGGUUUGUGUGAUCAUAUGAUGUUUAUACGCGGUAAUCAGAUGUGAAUGUGCGCGAGGAACCUGAUGGAGGAACACAUCGGCUGUGUUUGUCAUGAAAUGACGGAGUGGAGUUCGGUUUGAAGUUGUGGACAGAUAAUGAUGACGGGGCUCAUUGAUCAGGGUGAGGACUUAGAGCUGACGGACCCUCAGAAGGACGGAGACCCCCAGUGUCCCGCACACUUCAGACACAGUCUCAUGCUCCAGCUCAUUGAUGAUCUGUCAUAUGAGGAUGUAAAGAAAUGCUACAGGGGUUCAACCGUCAGCAAAUACAACUCACAGUACCACAAACUCUUCUCAGCCGUCCCGAAGGAGGAGAUCCUCAUGAAGGUUUAUUCCUGCGCUCUUCUGCGGGACAUUCUGCUGCAAGGGCGGCUUUACAUCUCUCGAAACUGGCUGUGUUUCUAUGCAAACCUUUUCGGGAAAGACAUCAAGGUUUGCGUCCCGGUGGUGUCUGUGCGUCUGGUGAAGAAACACAAGACGGCUGGACUGGUUCCUAACGGACUGGCCAUCACCACCGACAGCAGCCAGAAGUAUGUGUUUGUGUCUCUGCUGUCACGAGACAGUGUGUACGACGUGCUGAGGAGAAUCUGCACACACCUACAGGUGAACGGUAAGAAGAGUUUAAGUCUAAAGCAGUACCUGGAGGAACCCGGUUCUCUGUCGACGGAUGAGUUUCCAGUGUCCACUGAUUUCACGCCGGUGUUGAAAUGGCGCCGGAAACCGGCCGCACCCUCCGUAUCUUCAUCACUGCCCGACCUGCUGGGAAACUCCACGAGCAGCCUGAGCGCAGGAGACACGCUGUACAUCGCAGAGACGCCGCUGGAGGAGAGACGACUGGAGGCCGAGAAGAUCCUGCUGACCGAACCCGAGUCUGAGCUGGGUCACGUGGAGUAUCAUCUGCUCUGGUUCUUCAUUCUGCUCAUAAUUUUGCUCAUCAUCUCAUCGUGUUAUCUGGCGUUUCGCGUCUGCAGUCUGGAACAACAGCUGUCUUUCCUCAACACACAGCCGGUGAUGAGCAUGAGAGAGAG